This is a messenger RNA of Lytechinus variegatus (green sea urchin), 5561 nucleotides long. RefSeq names its product tonsoku-like protein (gene tonsl). NCBI's taxonomy places the organism in Eukaryota, Metazoa, Echinodermata, Echinoidea, Temnopleuroida, Toxopneustidae. Bases 107 to 4846 code for a protein of 1579 amino acids. The record is from RefSeq and is a predicted model, not a curated record. The transcript has 22 exons. Gene Ontology annotation, molecular function: protein binding.
UGUCACGAAACUUCCCAAUUAAAUUUUGCGCGAAAUUUGAUUCAUUCAUCAAAUUCAUAAUUUACAGGACCGACCAAUCAAUCAAGCGAAUGAAGCUUGCACCACUAUGAAUAAUGCUGAGAAGAAGGAGUUCAAGAGAUUACAGAAAUGCAAGUUAAAAGCACAGACAGGAGGAAACUUGAAGGAAGAAUCAGAACUGAGUAAUCUGAUUGGUGAACUGCUUGCAAGAUCUGGAGAUUAUCAUGAGGCCAUCAAAGAGCAUCGUAAUGAGCUUCAGCUUUCAGAAUCUCUUCAUGAUGUCAUCGGAGCAGCGGUGGCUAACAGAAAAAUUGGAGAAUGCUUCAAUGAGCUUUGUGAGUAUGAAAAGGCUCUCAAACAUCAACGCAAACAUCUACAGCUGGCUGAAUUGGAUGACAAUAUUCUUGAACAACAGAGGGCACUUGCUACUGUAGGAAGGACAUAUCUUUGUUGGGCAGACAAUCCUGGAACAGAAGCUGCCAAAAAGACAGAGGUCUUACAAGAAGCUCAGAAAGCUUUCUUGAGGAGUCUAUCUCUGUGUGAUGAUGUCGCAUUGCGAUCAAAAACCACUGAGCGAGAGCUGAUGGAAAUGAAAGCUCGUCUUCUUCUUAACCUUGGACUAGUCCAUGAAAGUCUAGGAAGUGGAAAGAAUGCAGCACACUUUAUACAGAAAGCCAUUUUCAUUGCAGAAAAGCACAAACUACUAGAGGACCUCUUCAGAUGCCAUCUAUCAUUAGGUGAUGUCUUCCAACGGUCAGGGGUGUACACUAAGGCUGGUCGUUCAAUGGAAAAUGCUCUAAUGGUUGCUAAGAAGAUGAAAAGCAAGGAGCUGGAGAGCCAGUGCUUAUGUGCAUCUGCAAAUGUAUUUUUUCAGCUCGGUGACUUCACUGCUGCUAAGCGUAGUCUGAAGAAAGCCUACAAGCUAGGUGGUCAACAAUCAGACGAGAGGGAGAAUAUUAUUAGAAUACUACAAAUUGCUAUUCGAUGUGUGAAUUUACAAGUAAAGCUGGAAGGCCUGUCAUCCAACGAUCAAGAGUCUCAAUUUCCAAUCCUAGAAGCUCUUGGUGAUCUGUGCUGUAAAGUGGAUAGCUUUAAAAGAGCUAUUGAAUUCUAUAAGAAACAGCUACAUUGUGCAAAAGAACUGGGAAAGUCAUUAAAGGAACAAGCCUCAAUCUAUGUGUCGCUGGCUGCUACCUAUGCAGAUAAUAGCCAAUUUAGAGAAGCAAUUGAGAUGUACAACGAAGAGCUGAAACUGAGAAGAGGAAAUCUGAAAGAGGAAACUAAGACAUGGUUGAAUGUAGCUGAUAUGCAAGAGAAGGCAGGGGAAAGCCUGGAGGUCAUACAAGAAUCAUAUAGUAAAGCUUUGGAGCUGGCUAAAAAGGCUGAUCAUCCUCAAUUACAGAUUCAAGCAUUGAGGUCUCAGCUGGGUGUUUUACAGAAACACAACAUUGAGCAUCUUCUGAGACCGACCCAGAAGAUGCUAAAAAACCUAAGGGAAGAACACGACAUUGCUUCUGAUGAUGAUCAGGAGGUCAGUGAUGAUGAUCAGGGAGAUAGUCAAAAGGAAGACUCUGAGCAACUUGGUCAAUCGUUGGAUAUUGUCCUUGAUGAUCUGUCGGAAUCAGAUUCUGGUUCCGAUGAGGAAUAUGAUCGUCCUUCUGCCUCAGAGCGGGUCAGGAGAAACAAGUUUUCAAAGUUGAAUGAAAAGGGUGAGUCGUUGCUACAUAGGGCAUGUAUUGCAGGAAACUUGAAACAAGUCAAGAAGCUCAUUGAACAGGGACACCCUCUGAAUCCCAGAGAUUACUGUGGCUGGACCCCGUUACAUGAAGCUUGUAACUAUGGUUACUCUGACAUUGUUGACAUUCUCUUGACGAGUGGUGCUGAUAUCAAUGAUCGGGGCGGAGACAGGUGUGAAGGUGUGACUCCACUUCAUGAUGCAGUGAAUUGUGGGAACUGGCCAGUUGCUAGGUUACUCAUUGAGAGAGGGGCUAAUACUGAUGCUAGAGAUGAUUCUGGCAAGACACCUCUAGAUGCUUUAAAGAUAUGGCUGGAGACCUACACCAAUGAGAUUGAUACGGAUACAAGAGAAGAGUGCUUCCUGGUUGCGAGGAUGCUCAGAGAGGGCAUCAAAACAGGUAACCGUUCAAACAAUGUUCAAACAUCAAAGAAAGCAUCAGCAGAGUCACUUUUCUUGAAUAGCGACGUCUUUGACAGGGAAGAGGGAUCAAGCCAGGCAUCUCAACAAAAGAUGUUUGAAACAUCUCGGAAAGUCUCUCCAUCUCAGAGGCAUGGACGUGACAGUCAGUACAUGCUAGGAAAGAAACGGAAGCAUGUGCCACAUAAGGAAAGAGAGGAAGGGAAGAGGCUUGAAGGUCGAUCUGUAGGUGUGGCUUCCAGGAGAAAUGCAGCAAUGUCUCUGGGUAGUGAUAGUGAAGAUGGAAGUGAUACAACUGAUGAUGUAGAGUUGAUGAGUGAAGGUGAGGAUGAGGAUAUGACGGACAGGAAAGGUCAUAGAGACAAAUCAGUUAGGCAAAGGAGAUAUGAUGAUGAAGAUUCCUUGCCAGAGAUAGAUCUAGGAGCUAACAUGGGCAACGUAGGCAGAGUUUCACCAUUAACCAAGGAGAAUAAUGAUAAACAUGGUAGUUCUGAGAAAGUAUCAGUGAAAGACACACGUUUAAGGACAAAUACAGUCAGUGAUGUCUAUGAAAGUGAUGAAGAUGAUAUACCAGCUUCCUAUUUACAUAUCGACCGCUCGGUUAACAUAGAUAGUGCUUCAACUGCUAGAAAGACAUACAAGGAUGUAAUGCAAGGGGUUGGAAGUGCAGCUACAAGAAUGACUGAAACACCAUUUGAGGUCAGUAAGGGAAGGAGAAGUGAUAUCAAUAGUGCUUUAGUUCCUGAAGAGAGUUACACUGGUGGUGAUGAUUGGUUGGUAGAAGACGUGCCACCUCAGUCUCGCAAACGCCAACGGGUAGAUAUCGAUGGAACCUUCAGGAACAUGUCCUCAGACCGAAGUGAAAGACUGAGCCUGGAUUUAACAGUGCCAACCAGUGAGCAGAGACCUUCCAGUUCACAGGCUUCUUCCAAGUCCUCUAGAUCACUGAGCAGGAAGUCUAAACCUAAACAAGCUAAAUUAACAAAUCUAGGGGUAUCUGUAGAGAGAACUGCUUCUGCAAGAAGUCUAUCGGAAAGCUCCUUGCUUCAGACUGCUUUUGACUCAACUGAUGAUGACUUUGUAAUAGAGGAUAUUCCAACACAAACACAGAGCAGUAGAACUGUGACACCUACUGGGAGUUACCAGCCAUCAAGUACGUCACCUAAUAUGGCAAAUGAACAGCGCCCUCUUUUACCUGGACCCUCAUCAAUGAUGCGUGUACAGGUCAAGAUCCAAGACAAACUUCUCCUUAUUCCUGUAAAUUUGAGGGAUCGUCCAAGUAUGCAAUGGUUAUCAGAGCAAGCAGCUUCGCGCUACUACUCUCAGUGUGGAUUGAGACCAAAGCUAUCUCUUUGCACUCCAGAGGGAGCCCUAUUUUCUCCUGAAGACUCAGUUGUAGAUUUACUCAACAACAAUGAAAUGGUUGUAGGAAGAGUAGAUUCAUGGGAUCUUCCUCCACUGACUGAGCGCUACAGAAAGUCCUGUGAGAGGACAAAAACUGAAGAGAACACUACUCUUGUGCAAAGACUUCAGUCCUACCAAAGCCAGCAGUCUCAACACAAUGCGACCCUUGAUCUGUCCAACCUCUACAUCCAUCCUACACCCUUACUACCUCUCAUGUCCGCUCUCCAAUGCCAGUACUCCCUCCGUGUUCUUCUACUCCCUGGGAAUCGCCUUGAUGAUGACUGCUCGUCUCAGCUGGCCGCUGCUCUCAAGACUCUUCCUAAUUUGACCCGAGUUGACCUCUCCUGCUGUGGACUGACCUACGAAGGGUUAAGAUCCAUUGCAGAUGUCUUGGAUGGGCCAAGGGGCCCUGCAGGGGAUGGCUUUGGGGCUAUGAUGGGAGGAAGUAAACCUCUUCAGCUAUUGGAAGAGCUAGAUUUGAGCUACAACUACCUCACAGACUCCAGUGCCUUAUCCUUAGCAAUGAUAGUUAAGCACUGUCCACUGUUGACAACCAUGUCCUUGAGGUCUUGUGAUCUGACAGCAAAGUUCUUUCAACUCCAUCGUCAUAAACUUGUUGAGGCUUUCCAAGGAGCAUUAUCUUUACACACCCUUCUCAUCUCUCAUAACAUGUUGGGUUCCACCGGGGUUGAGCUACUACUAGGAUGUCUCUCAACAAAGGUGCUUCAACAUCUAGAUCUUUCCAAUGUCAUCUCGUCUCGGAGCGAUGGAAUACACAUCGCUAGACAUCUUGUCAAAUACUUCUCAGAGGAGCCAGUGCUUGACAACCUUCAUCUAUCAGGUUGCUAUCUUUCAGAUGUAGAUGUUGAUUGCUUAAAACGACUCCAGCCCAGCACCAAGCACUGGAAGAAUUUAAACCUAUCAGCCAACCCUCGACUAUCAUCCAUCGCUGUAAGUGAUCUCCUCCUCUCCAUGGUCAACGACUCCAUCUCAAUCUCUAGACUUGACCUCUCUGGUUGCCUCAUCCAGUCUCCAUUAGAUACCCUCCUCCUGGAUGCAUUCACCAAGCUUCUACCCGACCCCUCCCAUGUCAAAGGUCAUGAGAUGGAUGACCCCAGAGCAGGGUUAGCAGAGCUGAGGCUGUGUGGGACAGAACUGAAUAAAGUGGAUAAAGAGAUUUUGAUGAACGUAUGGAACGUUGCUCAUGGGAUGCAAGCUGGCCAUCAUAUUGAUGCAAAAAGAUGCAUUUUCUUUCGUACGAUAUCAUGAUGAACGAAACAAUUUGUGAUGCUUAAUGAAUAAUUAUCACUUGCACCUAUGUCGAAUUGCAAGUAUGGUGUAAAUAUCACACACUGAGGAUGGUCUUCCAGGUGCUUUAGAGCAAGCUGACACACUAUAUUUGUCAUUAUUUCAUUUGGCAUAGCAAAGAACACCAAUACAAUAUAAAACAUUCUUGAAUCAAUUGAAAUCAGUAUAAAUGUAUAUCUGAGUGCAUUAGAUUGAAUUUGUCUCAUCCACAGAGUUGAAUAUAUACAAAACAUGUAAAUUUAUCAGCUCUAUCAUUCAAGCCUGGAGUAUUACCUUAUUCAUGGACUUUUUUUUGUCAUUGGAUAUUGCAUUGAUGGUCAAUUGAAUUUCCUUACAUGUGUUACGGUUAUUAAGACUGGUCUAUUACUAUUUUAACACCUGAGAAGAUGUGAUCGUAGCUGUCCACUGAGUGAUUGCGAUGAAACUUGGCAUGCUUUCUUAUUUGGGUUUAUAAUGAUAUUAAAGUGGUCAAUUUCUCUAUUAGGUAUUUUAUCAUAAGUUUGAAGGUUUGCAUGGUGGUAUGAACAAUCGCAGAAGUGGUUUACGGUACACCAUGUGUAACGUCCUGGAAGGACUGAGAUAAGAAAAGUGGAUAGGAAUGGAGAUGAAAUAGACAGGCAAGAAAGUAAAGUAUUCUUUUCAAAAUGAGUGUAGUUCUUAAAAGGACUGUAAACCA